Molecule: messenger RNA, 458 nt
Organism: Penaeus chinensis
Lineage: Eukaryota; Metazoa; Arthropoda; Malacostraca; Decapoda; Penaeidae
Exons: 2
Coding region: 22-342 (106 amino acids)
Source: RefSeq, a predicted model, not a curated record
CCCGGCUACUACGUUUGGUAUAUGAAAAGAAACUGUCCUUAUUCGUCUGUCAUUUCGAGAAGUCUCACGAGGCUUCUAGAGGCCGGCUUCGUCAGGCGCUUCUACCUGAAACACAUGAAGUCCGACCAGCCCAACGAUGGAGUCAAUAGGCGCCAGAAAUCAGCUGGCAGCCCCAUCGAAGUCGGUCAGCUGUGGGGCGCCUUCAUGGUCUGGGCCUUUGGCUUAGCCCUCGCCCUCCUCGCUUGGGUGCUUGAGACGGCAGCUUCUGUUAGCAAGAAGGGGCCUACUUACAGUGUUAAAGGGGUGAAGGAAGCCAGCGGUAUUUCGAGUUGUUGCAGAUGAUGCGAAGUCUGAACGGUGGUUAUACACUAACAGGCGUUUUGUUCGUUUUCUGUCUCCUGUUUGCUUGCGCCUGUCUGUUUCUGUCUCUGUCUGCCUGUGUGUCUAUCUAUAUGUCU